This is a messenger RNA of Vitis riparia (riverbank grape), 2433 nucleotides long. Its product is annotated as E3 ubiquitin-protein ligase RLIM. The coding region runs from base 398 to 2098 and encodes 566 amino acids. Lineage: Eukaryota; Viridiplantae; Streptophyta; Magnoliopsida; Vitales; Vitaceae. The transcript is spliced from 6 exons. The record is from RefSeq and is a predicted model, not a curated record.
GGUGGAGUUGGUUAGCCCACUGGGACCAAAUUCAAAAUGAAGAAUCCCAAAAUCUAGGCAUUUGCAAGGGGAAGAAGCACACUAGAUACUCCCAAUCUUCCAUGUCAAUAACUUGGUACACAAUCUUCACCAAACCCACUGUUAACUCCCUUUCAGAAGGAGAAACCCACAUUGGAUCUCCCAAAAACACAACAAACCCUUGAUGGGUUUUGUGGGUUUGACCUCAUUUGGUAGAUCUAUGAAUGUUUUCCUACUGAACCCAUUGUGGGUUUUGGGGGUUUGGGGUCAUUUAUUAGAUCUGUGAAUGUUGUUGCAGCAAACCUGUAGUGGAUUUUGUGGGUUUGAGCUCAUUUCUUAGAUCUAUGAAUCUUCUUGUUGUUGUGUGAACUUGACAGAAAUGGGAUCCAGUUCCAGCAAACCCCAUUCAGCUUCUUCAACUUCAUCUUCAUCCGUACACAGAGCUCACAGGGUUUUCCACUCAUCAUGCCUCAGGCCUCCAUCUGGAUCUCACCACAGUGACAGUGACAAUGACAGUGAUGACCACCCGGUUUCUGAUCAUCAGAACAAAGAAAAUGGCUGCAAUGGUCCGUGCACAGAACAGAAUGAGACAGAGUCUGAUCAAUUGAAAAGUGGGUGUUUCAGAAAGGUUAAAGUCGAACAACCUGAUGAAAUGCCCUCCAUAUCUUCUAAUGUUGGUCUCCAGGAGUGGGACCAAGCGAAUUUCACUCGUACUUCCUCCAGAGCAGGUAGCAGCUCCACCCGAGCUUCAUCGACUCAAUCCUUGAACCCUUCUAGUCGCUUCCUCUCUCGCUUUAGUUUAAUUCCUGGUAACAUAAGCUUCAGGCUAAGCAGAGCAAGCAGUUUAGGUUCAUCUCGAGCGUAUCCUGUUUCUUCCUCAAGUAUUACUUCAAACAGUGGAGAAGAGCUGCAUCUACGCACUGGACCUUCCAAUAGCUUGGUUAAUAGAAAUGGGACUCAACAAGGGAGUGAUUUGCUUCCUGUAUGCCUGAUUAAUAGAUCUCCCACAUCAUAUUAUGAAGAUAAUUCUGCUAAUAGAAGACUAGACCCUCCAUCAUCUGUUUUUUCUGACAAUAUGCGGGAUAACCCAACAAUUACUUCUCAUGAUGUAAAUUUACAUUCUACAAGUGGUCAUGCUGAGAUAGAGAGCAUGGAGACAAGGCUUGCUGAUAGGCGGAUUGGACCUCGAGAACCUGUAGAACGGAAUGUUCGUUUUAGCCGAACCUUAAGUGUUGGAAGACUCCGUGACAGAGUUCUUCGACGAUCAUCAUUUUCUGACUUAACAUUUUGUCCUCUGAGAAGAGAGAGGGAAGCAAGAGAUAUGAGUCAGGGUAGUGAGAGACAGGUUUUGGACAAUGAGACAAGAGCACCAGCAACUGACAGGAAUGUUGCAACCUCACCAACUUCAUCUGGGUAUCCUCUGUCCAGUAUGUCUAGCUCCUUGUUUGGCAGCCAAGAUUUUGAGAUGGAAACCUCACAUUCUAGGGAAGCCAGGUAUCAUGAUCUGCUGGAACAUAGAUCGAAUUUUCUUGAGAGGAGAAGACGAAUAAGAUCUCAGGUUCGUGCUCUUCAGAGGCUAGGCAGUCGUUUUGAGAACCUGUCUGGACAUGAGAGAUCUUGUAUCUUAUCAGGUCAACAUAGAACAGGUCGUUGUACAUGCCGUGUAAAUACUCGGGAUGCUAAUUCAAAUGAUGACACUAGUGCUAGGGCUAGCAUAUCAAGAAUUGUUAUGUUGGCUGAAGCGCUGUUUGAGGUUCUGGAUGAAAUUCACCAGCAAUCUGUGGUCUUAUCGUCCCGACCUUCUGUAUCUUCUAUUGGUUCUGUUCCUGCACCAAAUGAAGUUGUAGAAUCUUUGCCUUUGAAAUUAUACGACAAGUCACAAAAACAUCAAAAUGAUGAGGCUGCACAAUGUUAUAUAUGCCUUGUGGAGUACGAGGAAGGAGACAACAUGCGGGUGUUACCUUGCCAUCACGAAUUUCAUAGGACAUGUGUAGACAAGUGGCUAAAAGAGAUACACAGGGUAUGCCCACUUUGCCGCGGGGAUAUUUGCAGAUCAGGUUCAUUGCUUGCAGAAAACUAAGGCAGGUAGUCUGCAUUUGGGCGUCUAGAAAACCAACAUAGCUACCUCUUGGGGAGCGAUGAAGUUCUCCACCCUGGAGAAAAUAAAAACGAUGCCUCAGAGUAGGAUGUUUUGGAGGGUUCAGUCUUUUUCUGCAUGUGGUUUGUUGUCCUACUGUUAGUUUCUUCAGUUAAACCUCCAAACAAUCAACCAAGGUAGAAAUGGACUGAACUACCCACAAUUUAUCGUUCUCCAGCCUGAGCUUGGAGAUGGAGAAGAUGGAAUUGUCAUUGUUAUGAAUAUGAUCUGCAAACAUUUAUUGAAUUCUAUCUUGAUUCCCUGUGUUCUUCCCAUCA